AUGGAAUCACCAGCCCCACAAACUAACAAUGUCACAAGAGCAUUCAUCCCAGAGAAAACUGGAAAUAACCCUCCAGUAAAGCAAUCGUUCACAACUCAAUACCAAGCCGCCAUCAUGGGAGUAAAUACAGAGAUCUCGAAACCGGUUCUUAACGUUGAGGUAAUCAGUCCAAACAUUGCCAACCUUGCCCACAAGAAAAAAUGCAACUCUAGGAAUAUAUCACGAGGCGUUGUACUGUACAACGAUGAGGCGAGCCCAGCUUUGCCGGAUGAGGCAUCCCUCGUGGAUUACUCCCUUCAUCAGGGAUCAGAUCUUUUUCAGAAGCUAUCUGGGGAUUGGAUCUCCCCUUUGAUAGAAACAAAUGGCGUUCCGGUGCUAUGCUUGCAAUGCGGUCAACCAGCCAAACUCUCCCAAAGGACAUUAAGUGAUGUCACCGCCAGAAUGUUGGGAUUACAAAAUCGAGAAGAGCCAAUUUACUUCUGCUGCCAAUGUGAGGAGUUCAUAGCCCUAGAAGGAAUUAUGGCAAUGCCACAGAAACUUCCAGCAUCCCUGAGCCCACCACAUGGACAUAACCCCAGAGCAACCAUCAAACCAACCUCUCUUCCAGUCAACCAUGCCAAGAUGAUGAUCCCGACUACCCUAUUUCCACUGUCCCCGCCAAAACUGAGUAGAAGAACUCCCAAGCAAAGUUCCCGUGCAGAUAAUGAUGCAUGUCCCAAUCAGGAAAAGUUGAUCCCGCUGAGAGGCAAUCAGGGCGAUGCUACCUAUGUAGAUUGCAAUCAAGCCAAUCUGGAAGUAACAAUGAAGCCAAAACCAAGCCCAAUGAAAGCCCACAAGAAGACAAUGUUGGAAAGAGCCCUUGCAACUACCAUUAGUCCCAGAGAUAUUUCUACAGCCAAACAAUCUUUGAACACUGACAACACCAAAUACCAAGACUUUGACUCCUUUCCACCUGAAAUCAAAGGUAUGCGCAGGAACAUUCACCAGUGCUCCUGUCACCAUCGAACAGCCACUGAAUUGGCGGCAGGCCGGCUAUGUUUGUGCUGCAGAUGUGGCUCGAAGGCCUGCAAACUGGAGUUAAAACUGGAUGCGAUGGGCAAGAUUCCAGCUGGCUUCGGAUGUCAUUCAACGGCUGAAGAGGCAGUGACCAAGAUACUGGCAUACCACGAGAACAGAGGUGACCCACUACCAGACAAUUGGGAUGUCUUAUAUGACUCUGAUGGGAACUCAGUGGGAUCCUUCAAACAAACACAAAGCCAGUGA
Seminavis robusta is the source of this 1263-nucleotide messenger RNA. Lineage: Eukaryota; Bacillariophyta; Bacillariophyceae; Naviculales; Naviculaceae. The record is from the annotation of a GenBank genome assembly.